CACAAGAAACGGAACGUUAGUCUACGAUGAUUGCGAGAUAAGUAGCAGACGGUAAUGCAGAAUCGCUUCGUUAAAGUGCGUUAAGAAUUCAAACAUGAUCGUUGCACGAGUUCAAUCGGUUGACAUUUCAAGUAGUGAAAAAUAGCGCGAGACUCUUAAUGACGCGGUCCCUGCCACACUCCACCAAGAGCCAGGUUAGUUCAGACUGCAGAGAAAAAGUGUUGGCCACUACACCGAGAUGGAAAUCGACUGCGGAAACAAAGUGUUGGGAAGGGGAGGUUAUGCCACCGUCUUUGAAGGAGUAUGGGGAGUGAAUCGUCGACCAGUGGCCGUAAAAAGAGUUUUCCUUCACGCCGAAGGAACUCGACAAGAAGAGGAGGCAUUACGAAAACUUGACCAUCCGAAUGUCAUCAAAUUGUUCCACGCUGAAAGUGGCAUAGUCCUCAGAUUUUUUGCUCUGGAGCUGUGCCAAGCCUCGUUGGAAAAACUAUUUUUGAAAGAAGGGGAUCCUAAAAAAUACUGCGGACCAAUGCCUCCCCCACUACAAGUGCUACACCAACUGGCCACGGGACUCGAAUAUAUCCACAGAAUGGAAUUUAUCCAUCGUGACUUGAAACCGGAAAAUGUUCUCAUCUGGGUUGAGCCUAGAACGCAAAAAGUGUUGAUGAAGUGGUCUGGUUUUGGGCUAUGCGAACAUGUUGACGCAACGGGAAGUUAUACCAUAACCGAAAUUAAAGGAACCCUCAAUUAUUUGGCACCUGAAAUUUUAAAAAUGAAAAUGCUAAGAGACACAAUGAAGAGGAAUACUUUAGAACUUCAAAAGGGAACUGUUAAAAGCGACGUCUUUGGUGAAGGCCUCGUCUUUGGUUAUUUUCUUUCAAACGGAAAACAUCCUUUCGGUCGUGAUCACGCUGAAAUUCAGUCAAACAUCAUCAGCCAAAACCCCAUCAAUCUCGAACAAAUAGAAUCGCAAUCCACACGAGAGCUACUUUUGAAGAUGUUGACUGAUGAGCCGGAAAACAGAAUUUCAUCGCCAGAUGUGGUUAAAGCCCUUGAACAAUUGCAAAACUAACGAAAUACAAUUUUGCUACGAGGUGGAUAAGAACAAAUUACAUAUGUGAAUACAUUUACCGGAAUGAGAA
Messenger RNA from Daphnia magna, 1142 nucleotides. Its product is annotated as serine/threonine-protein kinase/endoribonuclease IRE1. The transcript has 3 exons. Gene Ontology annotation, cellular component: IRE1-TRAF2-ASK1 complex. The record is from RefSeq and is a predicted model, not a curated record. Gene Ontology annotation, molecular function: protein serine/threonine kinase activity; RNA endonuclease activity; ATP binding. Bases 239 to 1072 code for a protein of 277 amino acids. NCBI's taxonomy places the organism in Eukaryota, Metazoa, Arthropoda, Branchiopoda, Diplostraca, Daphniidae. Gene Ontology annotation, biological process: protein phosphorylation; IRE1-mediated unfolded protein response; intrinsic apoptotic signaling pathway in response to endoplasmic reticulum stress.